ACCAUGAAGGUUGGUAGAUAAUUUUGCUAUAUUGCACCGUUGAGCGGCUACACAGAACUAAUCGCGCCGCCCGCCGAGAACGACGACCGGAGCUCUCCGUUCAUUCUCCGACAUACAUAAGCUCAGCCUUCUCUCUCCCUUGUCGGAAACACAAUGAGUGUUACUCUCCAGUCUCUACUGCUGGGAAAACCUAGCCCCAGCUCCAGCUUUUUACUGAAGACGAGACCUCAGAUCAUAUUACCCUCUUCUCUUCACCUCCAAUCUGUCGUUCGUCCUCAAUUCAAUCGUCUUGCGGCUUCCAACGUCUCUACUAGACAAUUCCUCAGUUUUCCCCUUUUCCGUAAGGGUUCUAGGAACCAAUUGGUUUUCUCCUGCGCAGCCGCCGACGAAAAAUCGAAUCCUUCAGAUGAUGAAAGUGCAGAGAUAAAGAAUGAUCUUUCAAAUGAAUCACAAGAGGCAUGGGCAGAGUUACUUGCGUCUUUCAAAGAACAAGCAAUCAAAAUGCAAAGUGUUUCACAAGAAGCAUAUGAGCUGUACUCCAAAAAGGCUAUGGUCAUUCUAAAGGACACUUCAGAACAGUUGAAAAUUCAAGCUGACAAAGCAACACAGGAUUUGAGUGUGAUUGCCAAAGAAACCAGUGAAGAGGCUAAAGAAUAUCUAACCGCAGCAGCAGAGACAUCUCCUGAACCAGUGAGAGAUAUUGUUGAAACUUUCUCUACCUCAGAUGUCGAUAUUAAGGAAAUCUCUGAAUUACGCGACUUUUACCUUGGAAUACCUUAUGGUGGCCUUCUUUUCUUUGGUGGCUUUGUGUCCUUCAUGCUAACAGGGAACAUUUCUGCCAUUAGAUUUGGCAUUAUCCUUGGUGGUCUUCUGUUGGCCUUGAGCAUCUCUAGUCUGAGAGCAUGGAAAAAAGGAGAACAAUAUCCUCUGGCCUUGAAGGGACAAACAGCGAUUGCAAGCAUAUUAUUCAUAAGGAAUCUACGUGCCUUCUUUGAGGUUACAACUGUGUUCAAUUUUUUCCCUGUCUUCCUAAGUGGAGCAAUGUCGAUAUUCUAUAUAUACCGAAUCUUAGUAAGCCGAGGAAAUACAAAAAGAUCAAACAUCAAUCAUGGGACUGAAAGUUGAUUCCCUGGUGCAUUAGACUGAGAUCAGAUGUCUUCUUCAGAGAUCAGAAAAAUCUUCGUGUUUGGAGGGAACUAACUAGACAUAGAAGUUAUUUGAGAAGUGUAAUGGUAUUAUUGUUGUCUUUCAGGGAUAUUUCAAUUUUCAAGAAGAGUUUGUUCAUCUAUGUUGCAACUAUAAUACUACUCUUAUUUAAGUAUUUGCAUCAUGCUAAGAUUGUUAUUUUAAAGUAUUAUCAGUAAAAUACUUAUGAAUUGAUUUGAU
Molecule: messenger RNA, 1386 nt
Organism: Impatiens glandulifera
Lineage: Eukaryota; Viridiplantae; Streptophyta; Magnoliopsida; Ericales; Balsaminaceae
Product: protein FATTY ACID EXPORT 3, chloroplastic-like
Exons: 7
Coding region: 154-1125 (323 amino acids)
Cellular component (GO): membrane
Source: RefSeq, a predicted model, not a curated record